This is a messenger RNA of Marmota flaviventris (yellow-bellied marmot), 3665 nucleotides long. NCBI's taxonomy places the organism in Eukaryota, Metazoa, Chordata, Mammalia, Rodentia, Sciuridae. The record is from RefSeq and is a predicted model, not a curated record.
GAGACCUAAAGUGCACAGCAAUCUGUUAUCUAUUUUAAAUGGGUAGAUGAAAAAGAAAGAAGAAUUUCCUAGCAAAGUUUCAAAGCUGUUUGUUGCUAAAAAUUCACGCUUGGUUUCUACCACUUGUCGCAUAGCAUGGCAAAGUCAGGAAUGAAGUCCAUUGAAAAGCAGCCUUAGUUGAAAUUGGGAUUAUUCCUCCCUGAGGAUGCUACUGAAAUCUUCAUGACAUGACCUGAUUAAUUUCUGUGGGUUCAGAGUUAUCCACCUUUGUGAACUCCCAUAAUAUACUCAAUACCCAUUUGCAGAUAGAAUAAUAAGUUCUUCAGAAGAUGUUGAGAAUCUUAAAUCUCUCUUCUGUGCAAAUUGUCCAGCAUGAUUCUUGGUCCAGAACUGCAAAAUGUAUUUCAUUUCCCAUUUAUCCCCUUAAUGAAGAGUCAGACUUGAACAAUUUGAGACUACCUUUGAGGAACAAAGAUAGAAUCUGGGAGCUGGAAAGCCCUUUACCUGCAGGAAGAGGUCAACCUAAGGUAUCUGCAACACUUCAGUAGAGAGGAGAUGCCUAAUGAAGAACUGCGGGCCAGACGGCCUCAGCUGGAGUGUUGUUGGAUCAGAGCUUCGAUUUGGAAACCUUUAUCUAGAGCCAGUAUGUAGGGUAUAUUAGAUGGGGGAGGGGGAAAAAGAAAAUGCCUGCAGUGGAGAAGUUGCCGCGUGUAGGAACAUAAGAGGUGAAAGGAGUAAGGCAGCAUGGAGUUCUCAUUUCAGAGGCCAAAAGACCCUCCUGGACUCAUUGUAUGGAAAUGCAAAAUCUUAUUUAAAGAAAGAAACAAACAAAAAAACAGGAAUCUAGAGUUUCUUUCCUUUUAAAAAUAUUAAUAUUUGAUUCUAAUCUCCUACUGUUAGGGCAAAUCAGAUACACUUUCAGGUCCCAUCUGGCCCAUGGGUGUCCAGUUUCUUACCUUAGGCUGGAGAGUAUGCACCUCUGAACCUGUUGAUUAAAAAUACUGGAGAGGGAUGGGGAUGUGGCUCAGUGAUAGAGCACUUGCCUACCAUGUGCAAAGCCCUGUUCAGUCCCCAGAAUUGCAAAACGAUUUUUUUUUUUAAAUGAAGCACUGAAAAUGCAGUAGGUAAGUCUGUGUAGAAGAUAAAUAGGCCAUUUAAAUUACAUGUCUAGAAAGAGGGUACAGGUCAAGGUUGGAAAUACCCCAUAGAACGGUUCUCUACACAAGAUGAGUCUCUCUCUUAUCCCCUCAGGGCCAUUUAGCAAGUUCUGAAGACAUUUUGUGUUGUUAGAGCUGAGAAGUGCUACUAGAACUUAAUGCCUAGGGUCCAAAGAUGCAGCCAAACAUUGCACAGAAAUCCAUUCACAACCAUAACCUGGCCCCAGAUACUAGCAGUGCUGAGACUGAGAGGCCCUGGGUUAGAAAACUGUUUGCAGGGGGUUAUCAGUUCAAGUGUGGGAGAUGAAUUAGGCAUAGAAAGAGGAAAACAGAAGAGAAAGAAAGCAGCUGUACAUGGGAUGAAGUGGUGUUUGGGAAACAGCUCUGUGAAAGCACGGGAAGAAGAGCCAGGCACAGACAGGCUCCUGAGAGGGAGUAAAUCACCAAGAGGAGCUGCCUGGUCUCAGUGUGUUCUGAUCCUGUUACUCAGGUAACUCUCUUUCUGUUUUGUUUGUGGACUAAUUAGCACCAAAACUCCAUUUGGCUCUGUGUCUUUUGAGUAAGGAUUUAUUUUACCAUGAUUUAUAGCCUUGAAGAAAAUGUGUCCUAGCCAGAGGAUCAUAGGAGACCUGUGGGCCUUGGUAAAUAGCCAGGCUUCCCAGGAGUCAUAAGUUCCUUGAGUGGCUCUGGGUGGGGCUUGUGCUCUCAGAGAUGACCCCUCUGUGGUGCUACUACCCACGUCUUGAUUUCAGAGUCAUCUUCCCUCCACAUUCUCUACACUACCAAAGCUCCAUUGGUCAAAUACAAUACCGAGACGAAGGCCCUUGCAUAUGUGAACAAUCAGCUCUUUCUGAAAUUCAACAGUAGGAACCAGAGCAUUCAACACUGGGGUCUGUGGGAGACACUGGAAGGUUCCGUGGAGUGGAGAGAGUUGGUACAGAAUGUGAAGCUCUUUGGGAGGGAAUCCUUGGUGUUGCUGUGGGACAUGAAGCAGCACAGCCAGCAGCCUGAUGGCUCUGGGCUGUGACCUCAAGGAGAAUGGCAACUUCAAGAGCUUCUAGAAAUACAGCUACGAGGGACAGGACUACCUCACAUUCCAGCCAGCAACACUCUGCUGGAAGGCUGAUGCUCCUGAGGCCCAAAGCAUGGCACAGAGUUUGAAGAAGGAUAGAGACUUGGCCCAGCACCAUGGUGCCUUUAUCAAUGGUGACUGUCAGCACUAUCUUCAGAAGUACCCAGGACCUGGGAAGAAAGCUUUGGUGCAAUCAGAGUCUCCUUCAGUGUCUGUGACCAGCCGUCAGAGCUCUUCCUGGGAAACGGUGCUGCAGUGCCAAGACCUGUGCUUCUUCCCUUGUGCUAACAUGCUGAGCUUGUGGAGGGGCCAGGAAGCCCUGCCCUUGGUCCACAGUGGGUGUCGGCUGAAUGGAAAUGGAAUCUGUCAGUGCUGGGUGAAUGUGACUGUCCCUAGAGGAGAAGAAGCCAUGUACUCCUGCCAUGCUGAGCAUGGAGGCCUGAAGGAGCCCCUCAUCAUCAAGUGGGACUUCUCAUCUGACUCUACAGGCCCACAACCCUCUGCUUGGGUGUUCAUUUUGGCAGGUGUUUCGACCAUACUUGGCAUUGCAGGUCUCUGGGAAAAGCUAAUCUAAUCAGGUAAAGAAAGAUGGGGUUUAUUGUCUACUACCGAGUCAGCGGCUGCAGUCCUUGGUUCCGGUCUCCCAUUGUGGAGUAAGCACUCAGCCCUGGCCAUUUACUUGUUCAGGAAUAGGGUAUUGAAGGUCUUUAAUUCUCCAGGAACAACAUCUACAAAAAGGAAGGAAAGAAAAAGAGAGAAGAAGAGGGGGGGAAGUAUUUUACGUACUCCUCCUGUUCCCAUCUUUCACUUUUCAUCCACUCUUGCAGGAAACCUUCUUGAUGAGCCAAAUGGGUGUUUGGGGUUAAAAGUGUUAUUCUCAAAGUAUAUUCUACACAUGCAUUUUUCUUUUCAUUCACUAACUUAAUGUUCUGUGGACUCUUCUAAGUGACUGGAUGGAUAUUGACUCUACUGCUUACCACUCCAUGCAGUGCAAUUGAUCCAUUUUACCUCUCCAUUCUCCAUGAAGGAUGCCAAUCUUCCCACUUCUUGUCAUAGCAGGUGGGGAGAGGGUAGCAAAUGCAGAGGGUGUACCUCCUUUGUUAUUAUUUGUCCUGUUAUGAUUUAGAUAUGAAGCGUCCCCCAAAAACUCAUUUGCUGGAAACAUGACCCAUAACAUAGCAAUGGUCAGAGAUGAAAAGAAUGGAAUAAGAGAGCUGUAACUGCAUGAGUGGAUUUUUCCAUUUGAUGACUUGAAUCUUUGAAUGGACUACUAGGUGGUUACUGUAGGCAGGUUGGUCAUGGUAGGAGGAAGUAGGUCACUCAGGGCAUGUGACUGGGGAUUGAUUAUAUCUUGAGGAUCAGGGCCCUCCUCAUGUUCCCUCUCUGCUUCCCUGCUCCCGUGAGCUGACAGCUUUCCUCCACCACACCCUUCUACC